This is a messenger RNA of Merops nubicus (carmine bee-eater), 564 nucleotides long. It is a transcript of the gene SETD6, whose product is annotated as SET domain containing 6. The annotation marks the transcript as partial. NCBI's taxonomy places the organism in Eukaryota, Metazoa, Chordata, Aves, Coraciiformes, Meropidae. The record is from RefSeq and is a predicted model, not a curated record. The transcript is spliced from 2 exons.
GCUCAAGGGAGUUUUCUUCAGUUCUCUGCCUCGUCCUUCCCCUUCUCCACUGACAAACCUCCCCAGUGCGACCUGCACUGGGUUUGCAGCUCUGCUGUCCUCAAAACAGGCGCCAGAAGUGAAGCAGAGCAGCAGCUGGUGGCAGAGCAGUGGGACUUCUUGUGCCAGCUGGAGAUGGUCGGGGAGGAAGGUGCCUUUGUACUGGGCUGGGACGAGGUGCUGACAGAGGAAGAGCUGUCCACAACCCUCAAGGUGCUGUGCAUGUCAGAAGAAGAAUUCAAGGAGUAUAAGGAACAAGAUGGCUGGGAAGAUGACAGCGAGGAAGAGGAAAGCUCCACCCUUUCCAAUGAGGCUCUCUCCAGACUUAAAACCCCUUGCAAGAAGCUCCUCUAUGACAGCAUCCUGCUGACCCUGGAGUCCUACAGGUCUGACUUGAAAGCAGAGCAGGACUUGCUGAAUGACCAGGAGGCUUAUGAGAAGCUGAGCCGAAGGGAGCAGCAGGCUCUGCACGUGCGCUACGGCCAGAAGAGGAUCUUGCACCAGCUGCUGGAGCUGGUACGCUAG